Messenger RNA from Leishmania braziliensis MHOM/BR/75/M2904, 507 nucleotides. RefSeq lists its product as hypothetical. The transcript has a single exon. The record is from RefSeq and is a predicted model, not a curated record. Lineage: Eukaryota; Euglenozoa; Kinetoplastea; Trypanosomatida; Trypanosomatidae. The coding region runs from base 1 to 507 and encodes 168 amino acids.
AUGGCCGCCAUUUCUCCCGGUACUUCCAGCGCCGCUUCGUCACCUCUAGGUGUGGCAAAGACCACCGCUGGCGAGAGCGCCUCUGACAAAUCGCGAUCCAAAGCACUGGAGAGCGGGGCAACAACAACACCUACACGGGCGCCACCGAGCCCGAGCGGCACCGCAACAAAGAGCGAGAUGGUGGACCCCUGCAGCGACGGUACUGUUGGUGUUGACGGGGCUGGUGGGGAGUCGUUCGCUCGCUUGCGCAGCACCGUGCGUGAGCUGCAGCGCCGUCUUGAUCUCUCGGAGGCCCGUGUCGAGCAGGCGGAGCAGAUUCACUUGGAUGCGCUGUUGCUCCACCGUGAGUCGACCCCAUCCGCGGUGGCCCUCGUGAACGCUGAAGUGCAGAAGCUCUUUCAGCUGAUGCAACAGCAGCUCUUGUUGAACGCAGUCCAGCAGCAGGCGGAGCGAGCCCGUAUGAGCGAGCUGCUUUACCAGUUGCAAUGCCAGCAGCGUGCACCGUAG